GCCAUUGCUGUGUAUUUAGGCUGAUACCUAGGGUUCAUACGGUUCUUAUAACCAAGCACAAUAUACAAUAAUUAUAAUUGAAUCUUUCCGUGGACAUACAACACUUUUCGCAUCACCACCAUCAAUCGCAUUUGAUAUCUCAUCUCUACAAACGCGACGAUGGCAGCCAAACAUCACAAUGACAGACCAUCACUUGUCCGGUGGUACAUCGACACUCGGUCACUGACAUCAAGUACCUCCACCCUCCCACUCCUCGAAACCCUCCAACCACCGGACCAAGAAACAGUCAAGAAAUACUACCAAUUACCGGACAAACACAUGUCCCUGGCAUCCUAUCUAUUGAAAUACUUCUUCAUCCACAGAACCUGUCGCAUCCCAUGGGAAGAAAUUCACAUAAGCCGCACACCAGCACCGCACCGUCGGCCUUGUUUCGUCACUACUAAAUCCUCCCACCAGGCCAUUCCCAAUGUUGAAUUCAAUGUUAGCCACCAGGCGUCUCUUGUCGCGCUUGCGGGAACUAUCUAUUCGCCAUCGAAUUCUUCAUCCGAGGUGGUUUACACACAGCCGGUUCCUUCUGGGGCCCCUUUAUCGUCCGUACCACAAGUCGGGAUCGAUAUUACAUGUGCAGAUGAAAAACGAGGGAGCAGAGCGUCCAAUCCUCCAACAACACAUGACGCACUGGCUGAAUUUGUCGACAUUUUUGCUGAAGUCUUCUCCCCGCGUGAACUGAAGACAAUGAAGAACGCACGCGGGCCAACAUUACCACCUGGACCACAAAGGAAUGCGGCAGAGGUCCAGUACGGCCUAUGGAUGUUUUACACAUACUGGGCGUUGAAAGAAGCUUAUAUAAAGAUGACAGGCGAGGCACUCCUGGCUCCCUGGCUGAGGGAGUUGGAAUUUACUGAUGUUAUUGUUCCGCAAGCAUCUGAUGUGACGAAGCAAUGGGGCCGGCCGUAUACGGGGGUUAAGACAUUGCUGCAUGGGAAGCUGGUGGAGGAUGUGCGGGUUGAGAUUGUGGCAUUUGGGAGGGAGUAUCUCAUUGCGACGGCUGUGAGAGGCGCGGGGAUUGGAGCCGGGAGUCAUGUGUUGGAUGGUGUAGAGGGUGCUGACCCGUGGGAGUCUUUGGAGAGUGUUGACAUUGAUAAGGACAUCACUGCAUGUGCGACAGGCUUGUGUCAUUGCUUAGAGCAAUAGAGUGAUUCCCUACGGCGCUAUUUCUGUGUACAAGAAUAUUCGGCAUUCUCACAUGGUUUCAAUUUUAGGCCACACGCGGUUUACUUGUUAUAAAUAAUAAAAGGCCAAAGUUAUUCUUAUCCUUCGUUAUAAAAUAAAAACAUUCCAUCAUCUGCGCAUGGAGCCUCCCGGACUAGCCAUAGUGCGCCUGAUUGAUACGUCCAUGCUGGGGGCCGAAGAGCGGAUUCGGUGUGUUAUGCUCGGAGGUUUGAGCGGCGUCCUUAAGAGUUCCUGCAUUUUGUUAGUUUAGGAAGGUUGGAGUAAUUAUAGAGCAGGUGAGGCCACCUGAUGUAGUGGGAACAGAGGAUGGAUUGUCCUUGGUCAUGACGCAUAGCAGAAGGGUUAUCAGAUAAGAUCGUACCUGUCAAUCAGUGCUUCCCAAAGUACCAUUAUGGCAUCAUUUCAAUAAGCUCCGUAUAGGAUGAGACCCAGAACGAGUCAU
Molecule: messenger RNA, 1675 nt
Organism: Aspergillus ruber CBS 135680
Lineage: Eukaryota; Fungi; Ascomycota; Eurotiomycetes; Eurotiales; Aspergillaceae
Product: 4'-phosphopantetheinyl transferase family protein
Exons: 1
Coding region: 160-1194 (344 amino acids)
Cellular component (GO): cytosol
Molecular function (GO): holo-[acyl-carrier-protein] synthase activity; magnesium ion binding
Source: RefSeq, a predicted model, not a curated record